This is a messenger RNA of Neolamprologus brichardi, 1148 nucleotides long. NCBI's taxonomy places the organism in Eukaryota, Metazoa, Chordata, Actinopteri, Cichliformes, Cichlidae. The record is from RefSeq and is a predicted model, not a curated record.
AUGUCUUUCUCUGCAGCUGCCACAGACCAUGCAAAGCCCCAAUUCACCGAUUCAGCUGUACAGGACAUCCUCACCAGGAUUACAGGCCUGGACCUGCAGAAAGUGUACAGACCAAUUAAGCAGGAGCUGAAGCCACCCACGUAUAAACUCAUGACAGAUGAACAGCUGGAACAGGCAGUCGAGUUAGCCAAAGAGCAAGCUAAAAAGCUGCUGCAGAUGCCCCUUGUGUUGCAAGAGAGGAAGCCCAUCAGCGAUGUGCUCUGCGAGGAUAAGAUCCUGGACGGCAUGGACACAGCUAAAUACGCCUUUACAGACAUCACCUAUAAUAUUCCACACAGGGAGAGAUUUAUAGUUGUACGGGAACCUAAUGGAAUCCUUAGGAAGGCCACUUGGGAAGAGAGAGACCGACUUAUCCAGGUCUACUUCCCUAAGGAGGGACGCAAGCUCACUGCACCACUUCUGUUCAAAGAGGAGAACCUCAAGGUAGGACCUAAGAAUCCUCCUACCUCUCUUGUACACACGACCACAUAUGAGGACUUGGACAAGCAUGGCAAAUAUGAUCUGCUGCGGUCCACCAGACACUUCGGAGGCAUGGCCUGGUACUUAGUCAGUGUUCGCAGGGUGGAUGGGCUCAUAGUGGACAUGCUAAAAAGAGAGCUGCUCCAGGAUGCUGUAAGCCUCGUGUCUCUGUUCCACAUGGUCCACCCCCACAGUGAGUCAGCCCGGGAAGCUGCCAGCCAACAGGCCACAGGCACCGACCUGCUUAAGAUCUAUGCCCAGAGGGACUCCCAAAGGUCGGGCUACAUCGAGCUGGCUCUGCAGGCCUAUGAACAGACUGCUGUUGAGGGCUCUGCUUCAUGAUUGGUCCAUACCUCAAUAGAGAAAUGCUAUACAGAACGUCUGGAAAUCCUGCCUCUCGUGUAUAAAAUAUGACAGUUUGUUGUUUUUGUGUUGGGCCAAGAGUAAAAUAUGCUUCUCCAAAGGAAACCUUUUCACAUCACAACCAACAAUUUGAAGAGUUGGCUGCAACGUCUUGUGAGAUACUUUAAGAUGUUUAUUUCUUAUGCGGAGAAAUUGUCAGUGUAGUUCUUUGAAUCAAGCUUCAUGUCUGCUUAUAUCAUGUACAUAAAAUAAAUACAGCCUUUGUA